AUGGCCUUCGAUGAAUCUUCAGCUCUGGCCCGGAUGUUCAUCGUCAAGAAUAUCAAUAUCCCGCCCUCUCCCACUAUACCGUCAGAUCAGGAUGCCUCUACCGUACCAACACGACUAAACCUAUCCUUCAUGGAUCUACCACGAGAACUCCGAGAUAUCGUAUACGAGCUCUACCUACCGGAUACAGAAUCCAUAUACGACGCAAAGACACACAAGUUUACCAUCACCAACAAGGAAGCUGACGACAUGUCGCUUGGCUUCACUUGCCAUACCAUCUUAGAGGAGCUACUUUGUCGCGCAUUCGAAGUCAAUCUCACUUUCCAUGCUGCUUUCGUGCACACGCCACGCGAGAGUGACGACCAAUGGGUCGAUGACAUUGGCCACAUCCUACUUUACAAAGAGGAUGUCGUCGACAGACUGGCCCGUAGGUUUCUGACGGAGGCCGCGGAAGAAGAGAUAGCUGCAUGCUAUCCCCAGUUUCAGCCCAUACUCUCUGCCUGGCGCUCGAACCGCGAUGAAACAUGGUUCUCCAAAGGUCAUGACUGGGGAGAAGCUCCGUCGAUCUAUCGCGACUUCAUCCAGCACACGUUGACUGUGCUGGCAAAGCAUCCCGAGUUCGCGAAAGACGACAUCGAAUGGAUGGACAUCUUGCGGCUACCAUCAGGCGCCCAACUACCAGCUCGCAAUCUGUUAGAUCUCACCAACCUACAGUCAAGACUUUGGACAAUUCCCACCAACACAGACUUCACGCAAACCGCGUCUGUCCCUGGCGUGCCGACUGAAGAUACCGCUAUUCGCUUGAAGACCGCUCGAUAUCCGUUCUCAGCUGCAGCCAUCGCACUACAGUUCCUUGAUUUCCUACCCCAAGGGCUGCGAAAGAAGAUCAAACGCCUUCGUCUGAUCGAGCAACAAGAAUCCAUCGCAAAUCCUGAGUGCCACAUGCGAGGCUUUAUACCUUUCUGCAUCGACAUGCCCAAGCUACGCAUCGAACGACGUGUCAGCAUCUGGAAAACUGCUUCUGCUUUCCAUCACCCAUAUCCUUGGCGUGAUGAGGGACGGGUAUACAUGCAGCACGGCACACAGAAAGCUAAACGUAAUCGGAGGACCUGGCUAGAUUAUCCUCGUGCCCCUUCGUGGCGAGAUUGGUUGCGUCCUGUUGUAAGGCCGGGGGCUCAGUCCUUGACGAGAGCAGUCACACCCUGGAUGGUCGAGGCUGACGCCCUGGAAUCCCUGGGUAUGCCAACCGGCGCAUUCACAUUGGUAUUCGAUGGAGACAUGGUCGCAUUGCCCAGGCAUGCGCACAAACUCUACGACAACGUCAUACAACGCGAUGCCGCGUGGCAAAAUGCGAUCGACGUGUUGCAAAUGCCCAGAGACGACCCCGAAAUCACGCAGCUCGAAUGGUUCACGAGGCGACGCCGUAUUUGUUACUUCUAUGAGAAGUUUCCACAAGUGCUCCAACGUAUGACCGCUGGAGUAGGCUGCAUCAAGUGCAACUUCGACCUCGGAACCGAGCAAGAUGAUGGAUCACUCGCGCGACACUUGAUGCACUUUGCUUCUGUGGAGCAGGAUUCGCGCUGGCACGAACAUCAGUUGAGGCCUCAUGAUUUGGCGUACGCCAUGAUGUUCAGGCGCCCUACACCCCGUUUAUCAUAUCGAACUUGGUAG
Alternaria novae-zelandiae is the source of this 1668-nucleotide messenger RNA. RefSeq lists its product as uncharacterized. The record is from RefSeq and is a predicted model, not a curated record. The transcript has a single exon. NCBI's taxonomy places the organism in Eukaryota, Fungi, Ascomycota, Dothideomycetes, Pleosporales, Pleosporaceae. The coding region runs from base 1 to 1668 and encodes 555 amino acids.